AUGCUGAAGUGUUCUACUUUCACAAAUGCCUUGAAGGGCAGUUUAAGGCUCUACAGUGUGGUUUCAGCUCCAUUAAAUAUCUGUGGUAAAAAAUAUGCUACUGAUGAAAAAAUGACGAAUGUCACUCAGUCGAUUGUGGAUCUAACUGGUCGUGGAUUGCAUUUGAACGAUUCACAUCCUGUGGGAAUCCUCAGAGAUGCCAUCGAAACCAAAUUGAACUCCACGGAUGGUGCAUUUAAAUGCUACAACGAAUUCCUACCAGUGGUUUCUGUCCAUGAAAAUUUUAAUUCAUUGGGGUUCCCAGCUGAUCAUCCAGGUAGAUCCAAGUCUGAUACCUACUAUGUCAACGGUGAUCAACUAUUAAGAACUCACACUUCUGCACAUGAGAUGGAAUGUUUUGCCCAUAUUCGUAAUGGUGAAUCGAAACAAUCAGGAUUUUUGAUAUCUGCAGACGUCUACAGAAGGGAUGAAAUUGAUAGAACCCAUUAUCCAGUCUUCCACCAGAUGGAAGGUUGUCGUUUGUGGACUAGAAAACCCCAAGAUGGUCAUAUUAAACAACUACAAGAUGAUUUAUCCAAAUUAAAAUCCCAGUUAUCUCAACAAAAGACCAAGAUCAUUGUAGAGGAUGACACUUCGCAGGAAGGUAAUCCAAAACAAGACUAUAUGAGCCAUGAUGAAGUUGAGUUAUGUUCGCAGCAUCUGAAAAGAUCUGUUGAAUUGGUCGUUGCAGAAGUGUUCGAAAGAAAACUGGAGAGUAUGAGGCGUGAAGAAGGUCUUGAAAUCCCCAGUGAAUUGAGAUGUCGCUGGAUCAAAGCCUAUUUCCCCUGGACCGCCCCAUCCUGGGAAAUUGAAGUCUGGUGGCAAGGUGAUUGGUUAGAACUCUGUGGAUGUGGUUUAGUACAACAAGAAGUAUUGAACAAUGCGGGCUUCCCUGCGGAAAGUACAAUUUCAUGGGCAUUUGGUCUCGGACUCGAUCGUAUCGCCAUGCUUCUAUUCGAAAUUCCAGAUAUCAGACUUUUUUGGACCCAAGAUGAACGUUUCCACAAUCAAUUUGAAAAGGGCUUAAUCAGUACUUUCAAACCUUAUUCUAAAUACCCUGGCAGUACGAGAGACAUGGCAUUUUGGUUACCAAGUGAUAAAGAUUUUCAAGAUAUUCACACUAACGACAUUAUGGAAAUUGUAAGAACAGUAGCGGGGGACCUAGUAGAAAAUGUCAAACUAGUUGACCAAUUUACUCAUCCAAAGAAACUCAAAAAAUCGCAAUGUUAUCGUAUCAACUACCAAUCGAUGGAUAGAAAUAUUACAAAUAGCGAGGUCAACGAAUUACAGAAUGAAGUCGCAAGACAACUAAUAGAAAGAUUUGGCGUGGAAAUCAGAUAG
Zygosaccharomyces rouxii is the source of this 1380-nucleotide messenger RNA. It is a transcript of the gene MSF1, whose product is annotated as phenylalanine--tRNA ligase. The transcript has a single exon. NCBI's taxonomy places the organism in Eukaryota, Fungi, Ascomycota, Saccharomycetes, Saccharomycetales, Saccharomycetaceae. The coding region runs from base 1 to 1380 and encodes 459 amino acids. Gene Ontology annotation, cellular component: cytoplasm; mitochondrion. The record is from RefSeq and is a predicted model, not a curated record. Gene Ontology annotation, molecular function: ATP binding; phenylalanine-tRNA ligase activity; tRNA binding. Gene Ontology annotation, biological process: phenylalanyl-tRNA aminoacylation.